Lizanozyma spartinae is the source of this 1005-nucleotide messenger RNA. It is a transcript of the gene ZTA1, whose product is annotated as NADPH:quinone reductase. Gene Ontology annotation, cellular component: cytoplasm. Lineage: Eukaryota; Fungi; Ascomycota; Pichiomycetes; Serinales; Debaryomycetaceae. The record is from RefSeq and is a predicted model, not a curated record. The transcript has a single exon. Gene Ontology annotation, molecular function: zinc ion binding; quinone reductase (NADPH) activity. The coding region runs from base 1 to 1005 and encodes 334 amino acids. Gene Ontology annotation, biological process: cellular response to oxidative stress.
AUGACCCUUCCUAAAACACAACAGGUGGUAUAUUUGGAUGGUACUAGUGAAGGAUAUGACACUAUCAAGCCAGUAUUUGACUUCCCAGUUCCUACAAUUGAUGGUCCAACGGAAAUGAUUAUUAAGAAUAGAUAUGCGGGAGUCAACUAUAUUGAAUCGUAUUUCAGAAAGGGGAUCUACCCCAUUGAAAAGUUCCCUUAUGUCAUGGGAAGAGAAGCACUGGGUGAAGUUGUAGCAGUUGGAAAGGACGUUACCAAGUACAAGGUGGGGGAUUUUGUUGCUUAUGUCAACCCCAACACUUUUGCCCAAUUUAACAAAAUCACAGAAGACAAGGUCCAAGUUUACAAAUUGAAGGAUGGAAGUCACUUGAAGGAAUAUGGGGCAGCGAUCAUGCAAUCUUUAACCGCUUUGACAUUCAUUACUGAAGCUUACAAUGUCAAGAAGGAUGAUAUAGUUUUGGUGUGGGCAGCGGCUGGUGGCGUUGGUAAGAUUUUGGUACAAUUAAUUAAAUCAAGAGGUGCUAAAGUGAUUGCUCUUGCUUCGUCUAAAGAGAAGCAAAAGGAAGUGCUUGCAUUAGGUGCAGAUUAUGUUAUUAAUUCUAAAGAUUCAGAUAUCACUGAACAAGUACUUAAAAUCACAAAUGGCGAGGGUGUUCAUGCCUCGUUUGAUUCUGUUGGUAAGACAUCCUUUGAGACGUCCUUGAAGAGUUUAAGAAGAAAGGGUACGUUUGUCAGUUUUGGGAAUAGUUCAGGACCAGUGGAGCCAUUUCCGGUAACCAUUUUAAGUCCUAAGAAUAUCAAGUUUGUUCGCCCUCAAGUAUUUGCUUACAUCAGCACCGACGAAGAGUGGAACUUCUAUGCUAGCCAAGUUGCAGAAUUGUUGGACAACAAGAAGUUGGUCAUUGACAUUUACAAGGUAUACCCCCUAGAAAAGUAUGCUGAAGCAGCUGCUGAUUUGGAGAGCAGAAAAACUUCCGGUAAGUUACUAUUGGACAUUCCUCAGUGA